AUGGGUGCACCUGAAAUCAUUAUCAGGGUAUCUUUUGUGGCUAUACUCAUCAAAUUGGCCUUGGCUACAAAUUACAAUGUUGGAGGACCAAAUGGUGGGUGGGACACAAACUCAAACCUUCAAUCAUGGGCAUCAUCCCAAAAAUUUUCAGUUGGAGACAGUCUCACUUUCCAGUACCCGCCAAACCAUAAUGUGGUUGAAGUUUCAAAGGCAGACUACGACUCCUGCAAGCCAACUAAUCCAAUUCAGUCUUACAAUGAUGGCACCACAACCAUCCCCCUCACUUCACCUGGAAAAAGAUACUUCAUCUGUGGGACAAUAGGACAUUGCAGCCAAGGAAUGAAGCUUGAAAUAGACACUCUUGCCAGUGCAACAUCUUCUGCCACACCAGCAGCAUCUCCUUCACCUGCAGGCUCACCAGUUAUUCCAUUUAUUCCCUCUACAGCUCCAGAAGACUCUCCUACUUCACCUGCAGAACCUCCUGAAGAUAUUCCCACAGCACCAACUCCAUUGUUUGAAACACAUAUUGAAAGUCCUACAUUCUCUCCAAUUAUUCCUUCCACUGAAUUUCCAGCUGCUGAUUCACCUCUUGCGCAACAACAUUCACAAGACUUGUCAGAUUCAUCAACCAGGAAAGGAAAUAUACAAGCCUCAGUUGCUGCAGUGUUUACCUUUCUAAUUAUGUUUAUGGCCUACUAA
Messenger RNA from Abrus precatorius (Indian licorice), 699 nucleotides. Its product is annotated as uclacyanin 1. The coding region runs from base 1 to 699 and encodes 232 amino acids. Gene Ontology annotation, cellular component: plasma membrane. NCBI's taxonomy places the organism in Eukaryota, Viridiplantae, Streptophyta, Magnoliopsida, Fabales, Fabaceae. The record is from RefSeq and is a predicted model, not a curated record. Gene Ontology annotation, molecular function: electron transfer activity. The transcript has 2 exons.